AUGAGGAUGUUUAACGAGAUCACCAGCAUACUUUCUGAUAAGAUUAAAAAACCCAUCCUCCCUGUCAAGGACAAGAACGGAAGUGUCAUAUCAGGCGAAGAAGACCUGAGAACAAGAUGGGCUGAACAUUUCAAAGAAAUACUUAACAGACCGGCACCAGUACCAUCAGACCAGACAUCCCACCACAGGUACCAUCAGUCCCACCAGACAUCCCACCACAGGCACCAUCAGUCCCACCAGACCAGACAUCCCACCACAGGUACCAUCAGUCCCACCAGACAUCCCACCACAGGCACCAUCAGUCCCACCAGACAUCCCACCACAGGUACCAUCAGUCCCACCAGACCAGACAUCCCACCACAGGUACCAUCAGUCCCACCAGACAUCCCACCACAGGUACCAUCAGUCCCACCAGACCAGACAUCCCACCACAAGCACCACCAGUCCCACCAGACAUCCCACCACAAGCACCACCAGUCCCACCAGACAUCCCACCACAAGCACCAUCAGUCCCACCAGACAUCCCACCACAGGUACCAUCAGUCCCACCAGACCAGACAUCCCACCACAAGCACCACCAGUCCCACCAGACAUCCCACCACAAGCACCACCAGUCCCACCAGACAUCCCACCACAGGUACCAUCAGUCCCACCAGACCAGACAUCCCACCACAAGUACCAUCAGUCCCACCAGACAUCCCACCACAGGCACCAUCAGUCCCACCAGACCAGACAUCCCACCACAAGCACCACCAGACAUCCCACCACAAGUACCAUCAGUCCCACCAGACAUCCCACCACAGGCACCAUCAGUCCCACCAGACCAGAUAUCCCACCACAGGCACCAUUAGUCUCACCAGAUAUCCUAUUAACCAACCAACCCAGCUCCUUGACAUCAGCACCAACCCCAAACAAGGCAGAGAUCAAUAA
Ostrea edulis (European flat oyster) is the source of this 930-nucleotide messenger RNA. RefSeq lists its product as uncharacterized. Lineage: Eukaryota; Metazoa; Mollusca; Bivalvia; Ostreida; Ostreidae. The transcript has a single exon. The coding region runs from base 1 to 930 and encodes 309 amino acids. The record is from RefSeq and is a predicted model, not a curated record.